AUGGCGGCCGUUCAGAGCGUUCAGUGCUUCGGCAAGAAGAAGACCGCGACCGCGGUCGCCCACUGCAAGCAGGGCAAGGGCUUGAUCAAGGUCAACGGCAAGCCGCUCUCCCUCGUCGAGCCUCAGAUCCUGCGCUUCAAGGUCUACGAGCCUGUCCUCAUCCUCGGACUUGACAAGUUUGGUAUGUCUCACUACAUUUGAAGAUGGAGGAAUGGUACUCUGGGAGGCAUGGAGGAUGGGGUGUCGGGAUUGGAGAACUGCGUGGGUCUAUCAAGAAGAUGGGAGCGAAAAGGGAAGCGCAAAGACAGAGCGAGAAGAGAACGAGUAAUAGAAAGAAGAGCACCUGCCGGAGAAUUGCUACUGGCAUGGAGAACAUGUGCUGACCGAUUUGAUGCAGCCGACGUCGACAUCCGCGUCCGAGUGCGUGGUGGUGGUCACACUUCGCAGGUCUACGCCAUCCGCCAGGCCAUCGCCAAGAGCAUUGUACGUUAUCACAUGCGGGCGCAAUCCAUCGCGCAUCUCACACAGCAGCGGACACGCCCACUGACCUGAACCCCAGAUCGCAUACUAUCAGAAGUACGUCGACGAGCACAGCAAGAACCAGCUGAAGCAAGCCCUCGUCGCCUACGACCGCACACUCCUCGUUGCCGACAACCGCCGGUGCGAGCCCAAGAAGUUCGGCGGUCCAGGUGCCCGUGCCCGAUACCAGAAGUCUUACAGAUAG
Lecanosticta acicola is the source of this 724-nucleotide messenger RNA. NCBI's taxonomy places the organism in Eukaryota, Fungi, Ascomycota, Dothideomycetes, Mycosphaerellales, Mycosphaerellaceae. The record is from the annotation of a GenBank genome assembly.